Messenger RNA from Penicillium vulpinum, 1620 nucleotides. RefSeq lists its product as uncharacterized. Bases 1 to 1620 code for a protein of 539 amino acids. The record is from RefSeq and is a predicted model, not a curated record. Lineage: Eukaryota; Fungi; Ascomycota; Eurotiomycetes; Eurotiales; Aspergillaceae. The transcript is spliced from 2 exons.
AUGGAUUCUUCUCCGAUACAGAGCUCACCCUCAGCACAGCUGGCUGCGAUGAUACUGAACAGUCCAUCCUCUGCCACAGUGGAUACAACAGACUUGAACAGUUCGCCCUCAGCACUGCUGGUUGCAAUGGCUCUGAACAGCUCGCCCACUCAGAAUGGCUCACCUGAUGUUCUUGCUGAGCUUUCUCCUUCUCAGUCUUCCUUAUCGGUCGACACUUCCCCUCGGACUCCUCGCUUAGUUGAAAGUUAUUCCCCCACUGCAAGCCCUCCCAACACGCCUUCCCCACUCGAAAGGCACCGGUCUAGCAACUUGAAUCGUGUUCCUUUGCAGCUUUGUGGUGAUGGGGGCACACUGUCUCACCAUCCCUCUGAGGAGAUACAGCACUUGCCACGAGAGCCAUCGCUCCCGUAUGAAGCCUGGGAAGCGAUCUUUUACGCCACACUUUCCAGUACCUCGAUGGAAGAAUAUGACUUCUUUUAUGGUGAUGUUUUCGAAAAUCCGGAGACCAAAAAGACUCUCUCCACUUUGAGACUGGUGAACCGAACCUGGAACCGGGUUGCGAGCCCUCUCAUGUUUCGUUGCCUCCAGGCGGUCCUUGGAUACUCUGUUGGUCGACCUCUGGAAAUCAUCCUUAGAAUUUCGGAAAGUCAUCAUGCCAUGUCCGUGCGUGACGUGCGUUUUGGCUUCGUGGGCGCAUGGCUGCCCGGACUGGGUUAUGAUCGGUACAUCAACGAUCUGGCAGCAGGAGCUCUUCCAGUUCUAAUCAGUCGUUUCCAGAACAUUCAAACAUUGCGAAUCCAAACACCUCCCGUGGUAGAUACCUUCAGUGAAGACGGACAAAUCAAGCCGCAGAUGCUUGCCAAGUUCACGAACGCGCUUGUGCAUUCUUUACGCUUUAUGCCCGUCUCAAGACUGAGAUGUCUCCAUAUUUCGAUGCCAACCACCGCGGAAUUUGCUCGUUUCUUUGAGUUGAACAGCUACGCCAGGGACUUCGUCGAUGUGUUUGCUCAAAUCCAGGAGCUACACAUCACCAUUAAUGACAGCACUGGCCCCGAUGGCAGACGAGACCCGAAAUGGCCCCGCUCAAUCGUCAAGACCAAGUACCCAGUUGAUCGGUUUUCUCCGUAUCUUAUCCAACUCAUCGCCUACGCAAAAAACCUCCAGGUACUCAACCUGGAAGCUCGUACCUGGUUCGAUGUGUCUGAUCUGGAAGCUGAAGGCCUCGCCAAACUGAAGAGCUUGCGACUCGAAGGUGUGAGAAUCAAGGACACAACUCUGAAGAAUAUUUUCCUGAAGGCUCGAGAGACACUGCUUCGGAUUGAAUUGGUCCACGUUCGGCUCAUGACUGGUACCUGGGAAGAUGCUUUCCGUUUUCCUCCCUGGAACAUGAUCUGGCUUCGUGUUGAUGGCUGUGGCUACUCGACGACGGGCUCCAGUGCCCAUCACAUUGGUUAUUCGUUCAUGAAUUACCCAACAGCACUCUGGACUCUGCAUGGUCGGGACUGGUUGGCUCUCACGCACUGGAGAGCGGUGGUGAAUGCAAACCGUCGUCGCAAUGGACUGCCUAACUGUCCGCAUUGUUUUUUCCCGGGUGUUAACCCAAAUACCAAUCCCCCCUAA